Molecule: messenger RNA, 4662 nt
Organism: Arachis stenosperma
Lineage: Eukaryota; Viridiplantae; Streptophyta; Magnoliopsida; Fabales; Fabaceae
Exons: 5
Coding region: 1-4662 (1553 amino acids)
Molecular function (GO): nucleic acid binding; RNA-DNA hybrid ribonuclease activity
Source: RefSeq, a predicted model, not a curated record
AUGAUUGAGGGAAAUUAUGUGGCUGUGAAGCCUUGGGAUCAAGAGUUUAGAUCAAGUGAAAACUGUUUUGGAGCAACUUUAGUGUGGAUUAGAAUUUCUGGAUUACCAAUUUGGUGCUACCAAGAAGAUGCAAUGCUCCGUGUUGCGGCUGCAGUUGGCAUUCCCGUUAAGGUUGAUUUGGCAACAAAAUUAGCUGAAAGAGGACGAUAUGCUCGAGCCUGUGUUCAGAUAUAUUUAGGAUUGCCAGUGACUAAGAAGAUUCUUGUUGAAGGUGUUGAAUAUGAGGUUGAAUAUGAAAGUAUUCACCUUAUUUGUGGCUCCUGUCUCAAGUUUGGUCAUGAUAUGAAGGUGUGCAAGACUGACAGCAAUGUAGGAGGAGGAACUAAUGCCAAGGUGAUCAGCGAUGUAGCAAAACAGCCAGAAAGCUCAAAUUCAAAAAAUAAUGUUACUGUCCCGGAUUUGGUGGAGAGUGAUUUGCAUGUUGUUCAUGUAGACCAUGCACAACAUGAGGAUUUGGAAGGUUGGACUCAAGUGAUUAGGAAAGGAAAGUAUAAAAUGGGUCAAAAGCCUUCUCCUAGUACCCAUCAGGUCCAACCAAAAGCAAAGAAGACUCCUAACAAGGCUACCAGUACUUGGACAAGGCCUAACCACCAACGUACAACACAUGCUACUGGAUCCAAAGUAAAAUUAAGCAGGGGCAUCAAUAUUGGAAAAUCGGUUAGUGUGGCUUCUUCGGGGACUCGGCACAAUGUUCAUCAUCAGCAGCAAUAUGAGACAACAAAUGGCACUGUGCGAAAGCGUCCUCGCCCAAACUCUUUGCAGAAUUCACCAGUAGAUAAGGAUGGAGCAUCGACGGCAGCCUGGAAUGUGAGGGGUGCGUCUAACAAGAUGGCCCGUGUGCAUUGCAAAAAUUUGUUGGGUUUUCAUUGUGUUGGUAUUGAGGAAGCAGUAGGACACAGGGGUGGCAUUUGGUUUCUAUCUUCUAUUGCUAAUGCUUCUUGUGUGGUUAUUGAUCAAAUUGACCAAUGUAUCACAGUGAAAGUGAGUGUGGGCCAUAAUAGACCAUGGAUGGCCAUUGGUGAUUUUAAUGAGAUUGUGGCACCAGAUGAGAGUACAGGUGCUUAUUUUUCUUCUCACAGAGCUAGUCUAUUAGCUACUACUCUAGAUGACUGUGAGCUCUUUGAUCUUAAAGUGACUGGUAGGAGAUAUACUUGGUAUAGAGCAGUUCAGGCUAGCAGGGACUUGGCUAAAAGAUUGGAUAGAGCUCUAGUUAAUGAGGUGUGGAUGUCAAUGUUUCCUGAGGGUUAUUCUGAAAUUCUUAGCAGGCUUCAUUCUGAUCAUUGUCCUAUUUUAGUUCGUUGUCAUGGUAGCCCCAGAGUGAAAGGUUCUCGUCCUUUUAGGUUCCAAGCUGCGUGGGCAACACAUCCUUCUUAUAAACAUGUUAUUAGUAAGGCUUGGAAUCAAGAGUUUGGAGGUGUUACUGAAAGGCUUAAGAUGGUUCAACAGGCUUCUUUGGACUUCAACUCAAAGAUUUUUGGAAAUAUUUUUGUGCGAAAAAAUAAGCUGGAAUAUCAUAUUGAUCAGAUUCAACGGCGUUUGGAGGUUACCGAUGUGUUAUCUCUGAGAAUUAAAGAAGCUGAACUGAGAAAAGAUUAUAAUAGGCUUUUAUUGCAAGAGGAACUUUUUUGGUACCAGAAAUCUAGAGAGCAGUGGGUCAAGUAUGGGGAUAGAAACACUAAAUUCUUUCAUCUUCAGACUUUGGUGCGUAGAAACCAUAAUAGAGUACAUGGAUUAUAUGUUAGAGAUGGGUCUUGGUCUACUGAUCCAGAUAUUCUCCAGGAAGAAGCCCUCUCUUUUUACAAGAAUCUCUUUGGUACAACGGAAGAGGUUGAGGUUGAUUGUUUAGGGGAUGUUCCGAUGCCCACUCUAAGCACUGAGGCUUGUGCUAGGUUAAUUGACCCUGUCUCUUUUGCGGAAGUCAAGUCAGCAGUAUUCAGUAUGAGCCCUUUUAAGGCUCCUGGUCCAGAUGGCUUUCAAGCUUAUUUUUUUAAAGAAUAUUGGGAGAUAGUAGGCACUGAGAUUUGGAAUAUUGUCCGGAGCGCUUUUUUGGGAGAGUUCUUAAAUCCUAGCAUCAUGGAAACUCUAAUUGUGCUUAUUCCUAAAAUUGAUAAUCCUACCUUUAUGAAGGAUUUCAGGCCUAUUAGCUUGUGUAAUGUUGUUUAUAAAAUUAUCACCAAAGUAUUGACUAACCGACUUCGGCCUUUUCUUCCAGAUAUUGUUAGUCCUUUACAAGGAGGUUUUAUUCCGGGUCGUGGUGCUCCUGAUAAUAUUAUUGUGGCCCAAGAAAUUUUGAAUUUCAUGAAGCACACAAAAUCCAAGAAAGGUACUCUUGCUUUUAAAAUUGAUCUUGAAAAAGCUUAUGAUAGGGUGAAUUGGAGGUUUUUGGAGAGUACUCUCAUUGCUUUUGGUUUUCCUAUCAUCACUGUUAAUUUGAUUAUGACUUGUGUCCGUGCAUCCUCUCUUUCUAUUAUGUGGAAUGGGAAUAGAUUGGAUAGUUUUGCUCCUAGAAGGGGGCUUAGACAGGGCGAUCCAAUGUCUCCUUACUUAUUUAUGCUUUGUAUGAAAAGACUUGCCUGCUAUAUAUCUCAUAAGGUGGUUGAGGGUGUGUGGAAACCAGUUUCUGUCACUAGGGGUGGCCCAAAAUUUUCUCAUUUGAUGUUUGCAGAUGAUCUCUUACUCUUCUGCCAGGCUACAAAAAGUCAGGUCCAAAUGGUCAUGCAUUCUCUUAACAUUUUUUGCAAGGCAUCUGGCAUGAAAGUGAAUCUUGAAAAGUCUAAAGCUUUUUGUUCUAAAAAUGUGACUGCUCGUAGAAGAGAUAUUUUUACUAGUGUUUCUUCAAUACGUUUUGCUUUGGACUUAGGAAGAUAUCUUGGAGUUAACCUUAAUCAUUCCCGUACCAGUAGGGCUUCUUUUCAUUCGGUGAUUGAAAAGGUGAGGGGAAGAUUAGCUAAUUGGAAAGGAAGGCUUCUAAAUAAAGCAGGGAGACUUUGCCUUAUCAAUUCUGUUGCAGCAUCCAUUCCUGUCUAUCAUAUGCAGUUCCUUUGGAAGGGUCAAGUUGAUGGUAGAGGUCUUUCUCUUGUUAAUUGGAGGACCGUGAUCACUCCAAAAAAAUUUGGUGGCCUAGGUGUUAGAGACACUGCGUGUGUUAAUAUAUCUUUACUUGGUAAAUUGGUGUGGCAACUUUUUCAUUGUCAGGACAAGCCUUGGGUUGCUCUAUUGAGGGCGAAGUAUCUGAGGAAUGAGGGAGUUUUAGAUGGCCCUGUCCCUUGCAAUGCUUCUCAUGUUUGGAAGAGUAUCUCAAAGGCUUUUGGUGCUCUUAAGGAUGCCUUCUCUUGGUGCGUUGGGUCAUUUGAUCAAUCUUUUUGGUUUAACAAUUGGAGUAUUGAGGGCCCAAUUGCUCAAGAUGUCCCUUUUGUACAUAUAUCUGACUCUGAUUUAACUAUUAGAGACGUUUGGAAAGAUGGUCAAUGGAAUCUCCAUGAUAUUUUCUCUAUCAUUCCAGAAGAUGUCAAACAGUGUUUGAAUGCUUAUAAUCCGGAUUUGAAUGCUGGAGAGAGUUCGGGUUGGUCGUGGGGUGUGGCAUCUUCUAGACUCUACUCAGCUAGGAGUGGGUACAGUUGGCUAGCCAAAAGAAAGUUUGACUGGAAUGAGCAUGAUAAUUGGUUGUGGGUAUGGUGUCUGCAUAUUCCUGAGAAGUAUAAGUUCUUGAUUUGGCUCAGUCUCCAUAAUGCUAUUCCUACGGCAGAGUUUCAUUUGGGUCGUGGUUUAGCUUUAUCUAGCACCUGUCAUUGGUGUCAGAAUGGUUCUGAAUCCAUUCUUCAUUGUCUUCGGGAGUGCCCUAGUUCCAAGGAGGUCUGGACCCUUUUAGGCCUGUAUUCAGAUAACUCGAAUUUACAUGAUUGGCUCUACAGAGGUGCAAGGAGUGGAGAUGCUUUUCUUUUCUUUUCGACCAUCUGGUGGAUUUGGAGAAGCAGGAAUCAUGACUUAUUUAAUAUAGAUGAUUCAUGGAGUGCUAGUAAAGUGGUGAGUUUGAUUCGUAGUUCAGUAAGGGAGUUUCACACUAUUUUUACUAUGCAUCAAUCUCUGUCUCCUCCUUCAUUUUGUUUGCAUUGGGUUCCACCUCCAGUUCAUUCUGUUAAAUUGAAUUGUGAUGCUAGUUGGUUUGCUCCUUCUGGCUAUGCUGGUUUUGGUUGUAUUAUUCGCAAUCCUGAUGGAUGUUGGUUGAAAGGUUGCACUGGAAAAGUCGAAGUGUGCAGUGUUCUUUUUGCUGAAUUGUAUGCAAUUUGGAGAGGUUUACUUCUUGCUUGGGAGAGUGGAUUUCGUGAGGUUAUUUGUGAAACAGACUGUUUAGAAGCUCUUUUCUUGGUAAACCAAAGAAUGCUUAGUAAGGAUAUUCCGGAAUGGGAUUUGGCAAAGCAUAUUCAGGAGGUUAUGAAUUGGAAUUGGAGAGUCUCUAUUCUUUUAAUUCAAAGGACUGCAAAUAGUGUUGCAGAUUGUAUGGCUAAAGCAGCUGCUUCUGUCGCAGACAUUCACUCGAAUUGGAGCCAACCAUGGAGUGAGCUUCAACAUCUAAUAGAUUUAGAUAUGACCCUAGCCAAUUAA